UCUUGUUCAGAUUCAGAGAAAGCUUAGCUAGCAAAUAUGUUAUUCUUUUAAAGCUCCUCCUUGUCCAAGCAAAGCAAAGCAAAGCAAAGCGAGCAAGCAAUCCGAAACACAAACACAUUCUCUCUCUUUUGUAAAGAUAAAAGAUGGAAGCCGAAGAAGCGAAUCCAAGCAACACCAACAACGAAGACCUGAUCACCUCAUUCUGCGAAAUCACCUCUUCCACCAGAGAAGAAGCUCUCUUCUUCUUAGAGAGCCACAACUUCCACCUCGACUCCGCCGUCUCCACUUUUCUCGACAACGACAACGACAACGCCAACGCCAACGCCAACGAAAACAUCGACGUCAACCCCGCCGCCGCCGUUGCUCACCCAAUCAUUCCUUCCGACUCUCCUUCUCCGUCGCCGUCGCCUUCAAAGUCACCCGACUACUCUCCCUCUCGGUCGCGAUCCCGCUCGCCGUCUCCUACUCCGUCUCGGCCUCCCUACCAGCUCCGCUCCACCAGGCGUGGCCCGACCCCAAACAAUAAUGACCGCACACGUGGCAACGUCCGUACUCUCGCCGAUCUCAACCGUCCGGCUCGGGAAGACCACGGUAGCGACUCCGAUGAGCCUCAGGAGUACUACACCGGUGGCGAGAAGAGUGGAAUGCUUGUCCAGGAUCCAACCAAAGGUAAUGAAGUGGAUGCAAUUUUCAAUCAUGCCAGACAGGUUGCUGUAGACCCUGAUCACCUUCAACCAUCUUCAAGCUCAAAAAGCUUUACUGGAACAGCAAGAUUACUCUCAGGCGAGACACUGCCAUCUGAACCUCAGCACCCUGAAGUUGUCAUUCAUACCAUCACUUUUUGGAGCAAUGGUUUCUCUGUGAAUGAUGGACCUUUGCGGAGGUUUGAUGAUCCUGAAAAUGCUUCAUUCUUGGAGAGCAUCAAGAAUUCUGAUUGUCCUAAGGAGCUUGAACCAGCAGAUAGGAGAACUAGUGUCCAUGUUGAACUCCUGAGGCGGGAUGAAACCUACCCUGAGCCAGUGAAGAGCCACGUAGCUUUUCAUGGAGUGGGAAGAACUUUAGGUAGCGGCACCUCCACAACAACCCCUGCUGUCUCUGAACCCACAGUUUCUGCCACUCCCCUCAACACUGCUCCAUUGCCAUUAACGGGUUUAGUUGUCGAUGAGUCAUCACCAUCAACUUCAAUUCAGCUAAGAUUGGCUGAUGGUACACGCAUGGUCUCUCGCUUCAACCACCACCAUACAAUCAGAGAAAUCCGUAAUUUUAUUGAUGCAUCAAGACCUGGUGGAGUAACAACUUACCAGCUUCUGACGAUGGGGUUCCCUCCCAAACAACUAACUGAUCUGGACCAGACAAUAGAGCAGGCUGGCAUAGCCAACUCAGUUGUCAUCCAGAAAUUCUAGCUGGUUGCAUUGGUGCUAACCCCCAUUUGUGUUAGCUUGCCUACAUAUAUAUGAUAAAAACUUGACUGAUUUCAUGUUAUACAUAAAAGAGUUUGAUUAAUAAUUCAGUUCAGAAGUGCUUUCAUCGUGGACGUGUUUUUCGAAGCAGAGACCUAUCCAAAUGCAAAAACACAGUUCAAUUUGAGAUAGUAAAUCACAGUUGGAUGUA
Messenger RNA from Quercus robur (English oak), 1611 nucleotides. Its product is annotated as plant UBX domain-containing protein 4. NCBI's taxonomy places the organism in Eukaryota, Viridiplantae, Streptophyta, Magnoliopsida, Fagales, Fagaceae. Gene Ontology annotation, biological process: Golgi organization; proteasome-mediated ubiquitin-dependent protein catabolic process; nuclear membrane reassembly. Gene Ontology annotation, molecular function: ubiquitin binding. The record is from RefSeq and is a predicted model, not a curated record. The transcript has 4 exons. Gene Ontology annotation, cellular component: cytosol; nucleus. The coding region runs from base 144 to 1403 and encodes 419 amino acids.